UGGAUCAAAAAAUCACUGUGUGAACUAACUUUUUCAUUAUUAUCUUCUUCUUUGAUACGUUUCGUAUUCAAAUUUCUAUAUUAAAAAAUUAGUCAACUUGUAAAAUAGAUAAUGUGGCAUUGCUCCAGACAAAUUCUAAAAUUAAAAUAUAAUGUAAGAAAUCAUAAUUAUUUCAGAAAUUAUUCUAGACAAAUAUCUGACCAAACGAGGGCAAGUUAUUGGCACACUCGCGGAGAUUUUACUUUUUCUAAUACCACUCUCGGCGAUGUAGUAGACACAGCGGCUGAUAAAUAUGGAGACAGCGUGGCCAUUUCUAUACCAUUUCAAAAUAUAAAUAAGACAUUUACACAGUUAAAACAGGAGGUCGAUCAACUUGCUGCUGGUUUGAUUGGAUUAGGUUUGCAGAAAAACGAUCGAAUUGCAAUUUGGUCUCCAAAUAAUUACGAAUGGAUCCUCUCGAAGUUUGCAGUUCUUAAAGCAGGAUUGAUUUUAGUGUGUCUAAAUCCUGCAUAUAAAGUUGCUGAAUUGCAGCAUACUCUUAACAAAGUGCAAUGUAAGGCUAUUAUCAUGGCUAAAACUUUUAAAUCAGUAAAUUUAUAUGACGUAAUUUGUGAAGCGGUGCCCGAGAUCCCUAACUCCAAUCCGUCUCAAAUACAUUCACAAAAAGUGAGAAGUCUUCAAAAUAUAAUUACACUUACAAGUGAACCUUUACCAGGAACGUAUAAGUUAAAAGAUAUACAAAAAAAUGAUGGAAGUGAAAAUAGAAAAAUUUUUCACCAAAGACAGAAAAUAAUCCAGUUUGAUGAUCCCUGCACUAUUAUGUUCACAUCGGGUUAG
Messenger RNA from Centruroides sculpturatus (bark scorpion), 837 nucleotides. Its product is annotated as acyl-CoA synthetase family member 2, mitochondrial-like. Bases 112 to 837 code for a protein of 241 amino acids. Gene Ontology annotation, biological process: fatty acid metabolic process. The record is from RefSeq and is a predicted model, not a curated record. NCBI's taxonomy places the organism in Eukaryota, Metazoa, Arthropoda, Arachnida, Scorpiones, Buthidae. The transcript has 8 exons. Gene Ontology annotation, molecular function: medium-chain fatty acid-CoA ligase activity.